This is a messenger RNA of Eremomyces bilateralis CBS 781.70, 2923 nucleotides long. RefSeq lists its product as uncharacterized. The transcript has 2 exons. NCBI's taxonomy places the organism in Eukaryota, Fungi, Ascomycota, Dothideomycetes, Eremomycetales, Eremomycetaceae. The coding region runs from base 4 to 2733 and encodes 909 amino acids. The record is from RefSeq and is a predicted model, not a curated record.
ACAAUGACGGUUCCUACCAUCCCCCCUCGUCCAUCUCGAAAUGGCCAAUCCUCCGGCAAUUCCACCAACAACGACGCCCCUUGCAUUCCGGCUCGUCCGAAACGCACGACGGAAGUCGCUGAGGAGCGCUCCUACACGCGCUCUCCCCUCAACGACCCGACGUUCCACAACAAAAACGGACUCUCCCUCUCAAAACAGAGUUCUCAAGAAUUCCCCCAACGCCCCCCAAGCGUGAACCUGCCGACCAUCGGCCACGAAGGCGAAGAGUACGACAACAUGUCCUUCGGGACGCCGCCCGGCGAGCAGACGAAAAACAUCGCCGAGGACCUCCCGCUUCACGCCCCGAAAGCGUCGUUCGCGUCGUCCACCGCGAAGUCGCGCAUCCAGAACGUCACGCGCACAGACUCCCAACAAGCGGCGGCGGCGGGCAUCGGCAAGGCGGUCGGUGACAUCGACGAACGCCCGUCCGUUCCUGAACGACCUUCUUUGGCGCGGACCACGUCGUCCCAUAGCCAGAGCAGUCGCCCGGCGUCGAUCUACAAAGACGACGCGGAAGAAGGCAUUCCCGAAAUUGGUGUUCAAAUCCCGCUGUACAAGAAUGCUGGCGACGUACAAGCACCUACCCCGACUCUAGGCCCAUCAAAUCACUCGGCGACGAGUUUGCCGCAGUUGUCGCGCAAGACCGCCGCUCCGGAUCCGUUUACUGGACCGCCGGGCAGUUAUGGGAUGCAUGGACACGGCUUUGGGCCGAAGAUAACCAAGAUUGAGAAGCAGUGGUAUCAGAAGCAUCCGGAGGAGUUGGCGAGGGAGACGGAGGGAGAAUACGGACCGGCCAUUUCGGCGGAUCGGAAGGAUUGGCAUUUGAGUAGUACGGAGUUGAAUGAAUUGGUCUAUGGGAGCGCGAAGCGGGCGGUCGGAAGUGGUGAGUCUUACGGUUCCGGGCCCGUCGGCACCCCCGACGAAGAAAUCGGAAACCGCGCCGCCGAGGAGUAUGCGUCCCGCAUCGCGUCCCCCCGCCCUCCCUCAGCAGGCGGCAAACCCCGCUCCAGCAGCGGCCAAGACGUGCACGUCGAGUCCCCCCUCCACCAAAUGAGCUUUCCCGCCAGCGAUACCGACCCCGUCUCCCGCCUCAAGCACGACCACGCCAUCGACUCCGAUCACGAAGACCACGACGAGGAUGUCAUCCACGUCCGCGACUCCCGGCGUGGCAGCUACAUGUGCGGCACCGCGUAUGAGCCGUCGCCCGACGCCAUCGGUAUCCGCCCCGAAAGCGUCACCGGCGACGAUGAUAUCCACCCGAUCCUCGCCGGCGACGAGGUCAUGAAGAACCCCUCCGGCGAGUUCCUGCAGCCGGCCGUCACGCCUGACCCGGACCGACUGGCCCUGGAGAUGGACGAGGCGCGGCAGAAUGCAGGGUCGCGCUCGCACAGCCGGGCACACAGCCGGGCACACAGCCGGACGAAUAGCAUACAACUGGCGCUCUCGCGGGCCUCGUCACACGAUGAGGGCCGGGAGUCACCGGUCGCCGGCCGCACGAUGCUAGAAGAUGUGUACGAAUACGAGUCGCUGUUCCCGGAGGACGACGAGGACACGCGCAAGGCGAAGGAGCACCAUAACGCGACGCUGGCCGGCAAACCGAAGCGGUCGUCCUUCGCGCGGCAUCAAUUCCCGAGCCAGGACGUGUGGGAAGACGCGCCGUCGUCGCUGAUGUACACGACGGCAGUCGAGACGCCGGAGCCAUCGCUGCAACCGGCACACGGGGAUGCAGACGCCCACCACAAAUACCCGGCCUUCGAGACCCCCGCGUCCGAACACGCCCGCCACUCCGCCCUCUCCCAAUCCUUCCUCCCCGACCACCUCGCCCGCCUCGGCGCCACCCCCAAACCUGCCUUCCAUCCCUCUGUCGCAUCCGAAACCCGCCCGACCGCUGCCCAACGCUUCCCCAGUCAAGACAUCUGGGAAGACUCCCCCGACUACACCCAACUCGUGGCCGAAGUGCGCCCUUCCCCUUCCCCGGACGCCACACCCGCCGACACCGCCCCUCCCGCGGCCGACAAGAAACCACCCUCCGUCCCUGAGCGCGCAAAACCCAGCAUCCCCGCGCGCCCUGCUCGCAAACCCAGCACCCCAAGCUCGGAAGGCGCUCCGGUCGGCUCGUCACUCGAGAAGACGCCGAGCGCCGAGCGCGCCAAGCCGGUUGUUCCGCCGCGCGGCGUGGGGAGCAAGCUCGCAGCGCUCAAAGCCGGGUUCAUGAGUGAUUUGAACAGUCGGCUGCAGCUAGGACCGCAGGGGCCGAAGAAGUCCCCUCCGGAAGAGUCCACGGUGACACCGGAGCCGGAGGCGGAGAAGGCGCCGUUGGUGGACGCGAGGAAGGGGAGGGCGAGGGGACCGCAGCGGAGACGGCCGGGGGUGAGUCCUGCGGCGGACGGGGCGGUGGCGGCGAAGACGGUGACUUUUGAUUUCACGCCGACGGUGACGUUGUUUGAGAUUGAUGGGGAGGGAUGGGUGGAGAAGGAGAUUGUGAACGGGAGGGGCAAGGAGACGAAAGAUGCGGAGGAGGUGGAGGAGGUGAAGGAGGAGGUGAUGGAUCAGAGUACGCAGACGGGGUUGACGGAGGUGGAGACGGAGCGGGAGAAGGUUACGAUUUUGGAAGGGGGGAAUGCGGGGACGGGGGGAAUGGUGGUGGUGGGGACGGUGAAGGAUGCGGCGAAGGAUGGGGAUGAGAAGUCAUGACCAUGCGAUAGGGGGGAAGGAGUGGAGGAGACGUAAUGGGUUUGGUGGUGUAUUAGAGUGUUGCUCAUUCCGUUGAAGAGGACAUUGUUUCGGUACUGGCAAUAAUUUAUGUGUAUGACUUUGGUGUUUGAAUGCACCCAGACCCCCAUAUUAUAUACCAAUAUGGUGAUUGUCUGUGGUGCUUUGGGGG